AAGCAGACACAGCAUGUGUGACUUUGAAAACUUGAACGGAAAUGAAACGGGAAGUCAGAUCCUUUCACAGUUUGUUGAUUUGUAAAGACAAACUCAGUCUGUGAGGACUCGUUUUCUGUCCCCAGUACAAGAAGCCAGCGGAGAUAGAUCCAGCUGAGAAGACACUGGAGAGGAGAUGCAGAGGCGACAUGACAGGAAUUCGAGUAAAAGUGGAGACCAGUUCACUGAGCAAGAAAAGAGAAGCAGAAUUAACCACUCAAAGAGAAGUGCUGGAAGUCAUGAGGUGCAGUCCUGGACAAGAGCUACCAAGCAGUCCUUGUGUCUCGUGUGGCAAAAAGUGAAACUACAGCUAAUGCUAAGCAUGUCUUUCCUCGUUGCUGUCUUUUGGUAUUGCAGAAGGCUGUACAGCUUUUUAGCACAGCUAUUGAAACGGUGGAGCAGCUACCUUCAAAGAAAACUCAUAAAGAAUCACAGCGUGUUGGAAGAAGUUGAUCUUCUUGCUUAUAGUGCAAGAAAAUGGAGAGAAGAAACAAAGCAGGCCAAACACAUGAAGGAGGCAUACAGUGAAUUAUUUCAGAACUAUCAUAUCAAAUAUCUGCGAGAAGUCAGGAAGGACAACUAUUGCGUCCUAAGAGCUGUGCUUUUUCAGAUAUUCAGCCAAGGCAUUCCUUUUCCAUCGUGGAUGAGGGAGAGAGACAUACUAAAGCUUCCUGAAAAGCUUCUGUAUUCCCAAGGUUGCAACUGGAUUCAGCAAUACAGUUUUGGGCCAGAAAGUUACACAGGUCCUAAUGCCUUUGGAAAAUUACGCAAAUGUAUGGAAACAUUAAAGACAAAUUGGGCUGAAAUAAGUGGUACUAAAGAUCACGAAGAAAGAAGAAACAUGUGUAACGCACUCUUCUCUGACGAGAGCAAGGAACACAAGCUAUAUGAGGCUAUAAAAUUUAUCAUGCUUUACGAAGUUGUUGAAGCCUACGAGCAGAUAAAGAACAGGGGUGAACCUGUACCCUACCUUUUUCGCCUCCUCUUUGCUCGGGAUACUUCAUCUGACCCUUUGAGUUUCAUGAUGAAUCAUCUGAAUGCUAUAGGUGACUCCGGUUGCCUAGACCAGGUUGAACUGUUUCUUCUUGGAUACCUGCUUGAAGUAAAGAUCAAAGUUUACAGACUGCAUAGAUUUAAUACUGAAAAAUUUCAAGUAAACUGUCCAAAUGAAUACCGAAGGGAAUGGAAUGAGAUUUCUCUCCUGACUGAGGAUGACCACUACUAUCAUAUCCCAGUUAUCAGAAUGUGAAGCACAAAUAACUUUUUUUUAACCUUUGUAUAAUGUAGUGAGUAACCAGUUCCAGUGAAUUAGGUUUCUAAUUGGCAGCAGAAAUGCAUGUUGAUGAUUACAAAAUGAUUUAUGGGUUUAUUGUGUAAAUACUUUGCUUUCCCAUUGCAGUUCAAUUUGUUGCCACUCAGCCAUAAAUAGCAAAAUAUAUUGCUAUGCUGUUUGGGGGAAAAUGUUACUUGAGGAUUAUCAAAAAAUAAAAGAUUAGACAGCAUGACAAAGGGAAAAGUAAUGCUGCUUUUCCAUUCCUAGGCUGAUGACUUACUCUGACACAUCUGGGUGGGUUAAACUUUAGUUCCUAAAGCAAUUUCUGCCUUUCUCUUCUAUGUCUUGAGGUAGAGUGAAUGAACUAUGGAGGAAACAACUCCUGGCAUCCCACAGUUGUGGUGUCCUCUGGGACACUAAAGUUAAAAGGAUUUGAGGCUAUCUGGCAUACAAGUACGUAAACCGAGGCCACUACACAACUCUUUCAAAUCCCAUCCAGUUUCUCCUGGUGUUUCACGGUCUCCCUCCAGAAAGAGCAAGCACCUGCAGAUUACAGUUACUUCAGACUCUUGAAAUCAGGCUGAUCAGUGUUAGAUCUACUUUAUAACUGAGGAAAGUUAAGGUCUUGAUGGUUGAAGAAGUCUGUCUGGAACAACUAAACGAGAUGUGCUUUAUUAUAUGCUAGGCUUUGCCUGGUUCUAUUUUCUAAAAGACUCAACUCUCUUUAGAUAAUUUCUAAAAUGAGAGCUCCUAAAUUGAACAAAUGCUAAAAUGAUACAGCAGAUGUUGCAAGAUGUGUGUGAAAAACAUACAAUCCUAUAGGCAUAGGUUAUAUUUUAAAAAGUGGAGUUUUCAAGAAACAAAGCCUUUCCUUGUUUUAUCCUGGUGGUACAGAAGUAGGCAGGUUUGGUUUUAACUCCUGCAGGACAAGGAACAAAAGCAUGAGCUGGGCCUGCAGGAGCUAAAGCAGUUGUAUGUAGUAACUAAAUGAUAAUGCUGGACUGCUCUCUUCCUUUCUGUAAUGGAAAACAAUUUCAUCCUUUUAGUCCUAUUUUUAUGUAUAUAUAAUUUAUAAACACAAACACCUGCAUGCUGUAUUAUAUAGCAAGUUUGUUUCUUGGCAGUUUUUCUGGGUUCAGUUUUGUUCAAUAAUCUGUAGCUUUUAAUGAAAAAGACUUGAUACAUAUAGCUUAAUCUUUUCAAAGCCUACAUACUGAAUAUUUAUUUUAAAAACAAACAAAAAACCCACAAACUUUGUUCACUGGAUGAAGUAAUUUUCCCUCUUUAGUUUUGAUUCUGUUCCAUGUAAGGAAAUGCUGUAAUGGCUCAGCGUUAGGUAUUGUCUGUUUUGCAUCAGUGGUAUAUGCAACACUUGCACUUGUCAAUAGAGUUGUCUAUAUUUUAUUCUUGUUUUGGUACAAGCAGACAUACCACAAAAUAAUGUAUUUUUAUAGAGAGCUUUUUAAUGGUUUGUGUAUUAUUUAUGAAUAGCAAUGCACAAGCAUUACAGCGGGAAGUGUUACAUUGAUAAAAUGUAUGUUUAUUGUAAUCUUGAGCAUACUAAUAGAAGGAAAUUAAUAAAGAUAAAUGAAAAAAGAUAUAGCAGUGACAUAUCACUAAAAUAAGAUGAUUGCGUGUUUACAUCUGAUUUAGGUCGCUUAGGCUCCCUGCCUGAUCAGUGAAGGGCAAUGGUGGAAGAGUUAAUGGCAAUUAAUUAGAGGAGUUUCUACAAGUGUGUGGUUCUUCUCAUUGACUGUAAAGAAGGAGAAACUUCUGGUGAGGAUAACUGCAAGUUCUAUACUUGAAUUUGGAGUGCUCUACACAGGAUCUUAAGCAACACUGAGACAGGUUUGGAGCUGCACUGAUUGUAAAUGGGUUUUCUGAUAAUACAUUUCAGUUAUGUACAAAACGUGUGUAAAAUAUAUCCAUAUAUAGGAGGAAAAAAACCCCAAACGUCCUGAAUAAGCCACAUUAGAACUAUUUAGUACUGGGGAAAGGACAGGUGCUACAGCAUCUUUUCAUAACAGUGGUUACAGACAAAGUUUGUUGCAGGAAUCCAGAAACCUGGACAUGUGCUAGAGAGCUCUGCUGGUGUCAGAUCAUUGCUCUUAUCUUUCUAACCUGUGAAUUUUUGGCUACUGCCUUUUUGUUCUUGAACUGUGGAAGGCUGACUUUUUAAGCUUACUAUCCUCUUACAACUUUGUAAUUUGUAGAAAUGAGAUUUGAGUAUGAAAACCACUCAAUGCAGCAUACAGGUGUUUCAGUUCCUUUUUGUAUGACAUGUUGUGUGUAACUUUUGUCCUAUCUAGUGAUAAUUGGAAUAAAUGAACUUGUAUUGUAGGUCCAAACCCUGGAGUUGUGAAAUGUUUAAAAGGUACAUAAACAAUAAGCUCAGGUCAGGGUGAUUCAGAAUCUGUGUAAAGUUUGUGAAACAAUUAGAUCAUUAACAUAAAUUAUCAGGGUCAACCAAAACAAGCUACUUCCUGUGUGUGGGCUGCCUGCCUAUUCAGGAGAUCAGAAGGUUUCCCAGUGUAGUAUCCAGGUCAAGUAUAUUUGCAGGUCUUAUUCUUCUGCCUAAACCAGACACAUCAGUAGAUCAUGCCUGCUAUCAUCUAAUCGUCUCUCAGCCACCCUUUUGAAGCAGAAGACUCCUCUGCUGUGAAUGUUCUCCUGAGCUAUGCAAAUAUGCAAAGACUUCAUCUCCUCCACAAGGCAUGUGUGCACACAUGGCCAUCAUUUACAGUACAGCAGCAAGGAUAUACAGCCAGAAAACAACAGCUACUGUCAAAAUUUUGAAUGAGACAUUAUGAAACCACAAGCUCUUGUUUAAAUUAGCUGUGAAAAGCCCACCUAUUCAGGAGUAUGGCACAUCAAGUUGGGCCAAAGGCCUGUCUUCAGUGUCACUAAAGGUAUACUCAGUAAUGUUGCUGAAUGUUCCAGAUUAGUUUUGAUUAUAUUUUUAUUAUGUAAAUAAGGAGAAAUGGAGGAGUUCAACUCUAGAUGUUGAGCAUACUCAAGAUAAAGGUUCUUCUCAUCUGCUGUGGGCAUAAGCUGCGGCUGCUGCUUUCUGCACUAUUUGGAAUUGAGGUAUUCCUUACAAUACGUCCAACUUUUUGGCUUGCCUGGGCCAUAGAUUAAAAUAUAUAAUAUAGUUAAUGUAUAUAACAACAUUGUUAAUGUGUAUUAAAAUGAGAAGAGAACACCAAAAGGACUAGUGGAAUACUUGACAUUGAUCAAAAGAUGUGUUUUCAUAGGCACAUACACGUAUAAGUGGGUUGAAAUAUUAUAAAUGGUAAUCAUUGUUUUUCAUCAAUUGGCAUGAGCGUAACGUGCAAUACAUGUGGGUUUUGCUUCUGAGUGUGUUUUGGGUGCAAGAAGUAGUUGGCACUGCAUGCCACUGCAGCAGCAAAAUGACAUGGCCAGAAAAGGGGUGUGGAGAUGAGUGAACUUCGAGGCCAUUCAAUCCAGGGCAAAAAUUCUCCAUGUGAUCUCACCUGUCCUCUAUGGUAGGCCUCUCAAUCUUCCUAAUGGGAAAGAGCUCUGGAGCUUUAAAAUAGCGUGUUGACUCUUUGAAAGGUAGAAAAAUGAAAUGGCAUUGAGCAGUAGUCAGAAAGUUCAGCUUUUAGCAGGUUCUCAUCCUGCAGAGAAUUUUGUCGAAGUCAUGCUAUUAGCCAGUUUUGCUUUGUUUACUCCUUUUCUUUCAUAUACACACACACCUGACACCUGCUGUUAGGUGGCUCAUGCAGAUUGACUUCACAGCUUCACAGCUUCCCCUGCUAUUUUACUCUCAAGAAUUAGUGGAGUGAACCAUGCUACCAAGGACAAUUACCCUGACCUGUAUCAGGGUGACAGUGAACAAAAUACAUAACUCAGCUUCACAACGAAUUGAUUCUGAGUCAAAGCAAAGGAAGCGGCUGAAAGACUGCUCAGAAACAAAAGCAUAGGAGAAACAAACUUAAAAAAAAAAAAAGCAAAGC
Molecule: messenger RNA, 5289 nt
Organism: Meleagris gallopavo (turkey)
Lineage: Eukaryota; Metazoa; Chordata; Aves; Galliformes; Phasianidae
Gene: OTULINL
Product: OTU deubiquitinase with linear linkage specificity like
Source: RefSeq, a predicted model, not a curated record